UCUUCAUUAAACCCGAGGCAUUUACAGCGACAAGUGGCAGCAUGAGUGUAUCCCUUGCAGUGACUUUCGCUAGCACUGGUGACUACUUUCUCUUCGCUUUCUACGUUCUGGUGGCAACCUGCACGUUUUUAGUAGCCGGAGCUGUGGUUGUAGCUAUACUUGGCUCCAAGUCCCUCCGCACUGAAAAUCGGUUUAUCUUCAUGUUGAGCACCAGCAUCAGCGACACUCUUUCCGGUUUUGGGUUAUACUAUGGUGGGCUUUUUGACGUAAAGGAAUCUUACCCACAAAAAAACGGGACGUACUUUGUAUUACCUACUUUACUCGGCGUGAACUUCUUAACAAUUCUGACUGCACAGAUUGAUCGGUAUGUAGCGAUAUCUUAUCCGUUUUUCUAUGCUCGGCGGAUAACUUUGAGACUCGUUAUUGGCAUCUGUAUUUUUAUAUGGAUUUUUAGUUAUUUAACGCUACUGCUGAUGAAUUUCGUGCCAUGGCAAGUGGCUGUGAUCUACAACGCAAUAAGCACAUUAGGCUUUCAGAUUAUUGCUGUGAUUUUGAUGAUCGGACUAAAUAUUAAACUCUGUAUAAUCACACAUUAUCAGAUGAAGCGGGAGCCACCAAGUCCAGAGACUGAUGGUAAACGUUCCUCUGUCAUCCUCGUCAUAGCUGUCACCACGUGCUUUCUUGGAUUUUGGACGCCAGCAUUCAUUAACGUCUCGUUGCGUGGAUUAACGUCUUUUGGGUACUAUUUCGAGAAUGACGCAGUUGACCCCUUCGGUGCUCUGAUCCGUAUUAACCCUUUGUCUACACCCUCAUUGUACAUUAUAGGAAGCAUUUCUCUUAGAAAGGCAAUUGUGAAGGUUCUAUGUUGUGGCGCUUGCUGCAAAGCAAGAAAUUAAAAUCGAAGAGUUUCACAAUUUUAAAUUAAAAGAGGAAUAUAUUAAAAGUUACUAGACAGAAAGUUUGGCAAAUACAAAUAUCUGAGAGUUGAGGUCAGUUGGCAUAUGAGGAACAGAAAGACCAAAUAAGCACAAUAAGAUCACGGAACGAUUAGGCGCC
Molecule: messenger RNA, 1056 nt
Organism: Erpetoichthys calabaricus (reedfish)
Lineage: Eukaryota; Metazoa; Chordata; Cladistia; Polypteriformes; Polypteridae
Product: C-C chemokine receptor type 4-like
Exons: 1
Coding region: 42-896 (284 amino acids)
Biological process (GO): G protein-coupled receptor signaling pathway
Cellular component (GO): membrane
Molecular function (GO): G protein-coupled receptor activity
Source: RefSeq, a predicted model, not a curated record